This is a messenger RNA of Eriocheir sinensis (Chinese mitten crab), 6859 nucleotides long. RefSeq lists its product as uncharacterized. The transcript is spliced from 42 exons. Bases 359 to 6325 code for a protein of 1988 amino acids. NCBI's taxonomy places the organism in Eukaryota, Metazoa, Arthropoda, Malacostraca, Decapoda, Varunidae. The record is from RefSeq and is a predicted model, not a curated record. Gene Ontology annotation, biological process: signal transduction.
CUAUACCCAGCCACCACCCUAUACCCAAAAGCCCUAUACCCAGCCACCACCCUAUACCCAAAAGCCCUAUACCCAGCCACCACCCUAUACCCAAAAGCCCUAUACCCAGCCACCCCCUUAUACCCCAAAGCCUAGUGCUAAAGGCGGUUCAGUGUACAAGUUUGUCGGGCUUGAUGAGAACGUCCUGCAGCAGCUUAGAGGUCUACAGUUCCCCGCCCAGCCCGCCAGUGUUACCCUGAUCCAUCACCUCGACCUCCUCUUCUGCCUUGUCACGGAGACCUUCCUCGAUGCCGAUGGUAACCCGCUCCCCGGCAAGACUGGCAGCCUCUACGUCUUCGCUAUCAGGAACCAUGAGGUGAUGUCCGCGGUGGUACACACGAAGGGCGCCGUCAAGUGUGAGCCUGUGCUGAAGACUCCAGAAUUUGUGGACAUCGUGUGUGCGGAGCGACUGUACCAGCAGUUUGAGGACAAGAUGCACAACGGCAGUGGUGUGUACCGCAUCACGUGGCACAAGGGGCUGGACGUCACCUUCCGCAGGCCGCUUCCCACACUCGCCGUCAGGGACAUGCAGGUUUGGCAAUUCAGGCAUCACAUCCUCAUCGCCUUCCUAAACGCCAUCGAGCCAAAGAGCCACUAUGGGGGUUAUGGGACAACGCAGGGCGGGAUGGUCACCAGCCACCUCUACCGACACAAGCAUGCAAUGGUGGAGGGCAAGCUCUUCACCAGCUACAACAACCUGGAGAAAGGGUCCUUCGCCACGGGACACGCUCGCGGUCUGGCCAGUCUCGUCAUAGGCACCAAGAGCUUCAUCGCCGUGGCUAACUACAGGGACAGAAAUGGCAACACGGAAACCUACAGCGAGAUCUUCGUCUACGAGCACGAGAACACCAGGCUCUUCCAGCGCAUUCGCACAAGCGCUGCGCGAAGCUGGGCCGCCUUCACCUUCAAGAGCGAGAUGAAACAAGAACACUUCCUGGUGGUGGCCAAUGAGUUCACGGUGGAUGCUGCGGGCAUGAAGAACUACCAGACUGACUCCAUGAUCUACAAAUACCACCGCGGCAAGUUCGUCCCCUUCCAGUGUGUGCAGACCGUGGCGGCGAGGCAGUGGGUGGCAUACCAGGGUCCCAAGGGUGAUUUCCUCCUUGCCAUGGUCAGCAGCCAGGUGGGCGUGUCUUUCUACCAAUACAAUGGCUGGAGAUUCAUUCAGAUGCCCUUCAAUAUCAGAAAACCCGGCAUCAAGAGUGCGUGGAUGGGCUUCCUGCCGAGCCAGAACCGCGGCGUGCUGACCCUUACCACCAGGGACUCCAGCCGACCCUUGAUGUUUUACCUGCAGUUUGAGGUGUUCCAGCCUGCCAUGCAAGAGGCAGAGGACCUACGCUGGUGCCACAUGUACCGAGGGCGUCUGGGCAGGGACCCACGUGAGGUGCUGGCUCGUGUGCAGCGGGCGCCCAGGCGGGACCAGCCCUUCACCUUCCCUCGGCCCCUCAGAAUCACCGGCAGCCUUGUCCUCGCCCCAUCCAGUGCCUUCUCGACUAUCGGCUUGAUCACAGUGAGGGAGGAAGGCUACACAGUGGACCACAGCUUCAGCCGCCUCUCCACCAACAUUCAGGAGGUUCGGGUGGCCUUCUCCAGGGUGGUGAGGGUGCGCACUGUGGUGGCCGCCGCGCUUAAGGUCGACGGCCUGAACCUGGAUGGCUUCCGUUUUGAGAGUCUGAAGUUCCAGUGUGGCGGAGGAAGUGGAGGCAGCUCUUGUCUGAUCCACAACUUGGUGACUAACCAGAUCAACGGGCAGAGUGUCUCCCUCGACGGCCUCCUCUGGCUGCACCGUGACCUCCAGCUCCAAAACCUUAGCCUGGCCCAUGCUGACCUCGGCGCUGGUGUGUCCGCCAGCGUGACCUUCCUCAGCGGCCCCAACCUGCCCCGCACCCACACCUCCGACCUCCUGACCCUCACCGGCGACCAUGCUAUCUCGGGGCAUAAGGAGUUUGGGGUCAUCAGGGUCAACAACUUGUUCGUCUCCGGCACAAUCAACAACAUCAGGGUCGACGAACACACACUGCUUCUGGCCGACCGGGAGCAGACCAUCACCGCGGACUUCACUUUCACGUCCCUCUCCGCCCAGAACCUCCGCCUGCAGCUCCUCAAUGGGCGGGACUUCUCCAGCUUCCUCCAACAGCUGGUCCUCAACAACACCGACUCGGCCAUUACAGGUCACCUCAUUGUGCGCGGUGAUGUGGUGGCGCGCAACAUUCACACCACACGUCCAGCCCGACCCCUGGACCCCCGUGAGCUGGCCAUGCGGGCGCUGCUGCACUCCACACACAGCACCCAGGUCGUCACAGGCGUGCAUACCCUAGGGGCCCUGUCGGUGGGCGGGGAGCUGACAGUUACUGGCACGCUGAAUGGCCUCUCUGUGCCCAGGGACGUGUACCUCCGCAGCCGCAACGAGACAGUCACACGGCCAGUCACCUUCCACUCUGUGCGUGCCGCCUCUGUGCAGGUCCUGAAUAAACUUGGCGAUGUUAAGGUCCUGAACGGUCAGCUGGACUUGUUACUGCUGCGCGGCGACCAGCAGGUGUCCGGCAGGAAGGUGUUCACAGACAUGGUUCUACUCGGCCACUCCACCGUCAGCCUCACUGUCUCUGGGUACAGGCUGCAGGACCUUGAGAACACAGUCUUGGAGGAUCUGCAGCAGGGAUUUGAGGCUGGACAGGUGAUCAUAGGGGAGGUGACAUUCGAGGGACAGGUGCGGGUGACUGAUGUGGUGCUGGGUGGCGCUAACAUCACCCACAUCCUCCUCAACGCCCUGCCCCUGCAAACCACAUCCAUCUCAUCCACCUUUAUCUUCGAGGGGCCCGUUAAGAUCCUCGGCGACACACGCAUCACAACGCACCUCAACGAGAAGAGAGUGGAACUUUUCGCCCUCCUCGCCGGCACCCACAUCUUCACCCGCAGCGUUUCCUUCACCUCCGACGUGGUGGUUGAAGGCAACGUCCUGGUGGCCACAACCGUCAACGGAAUCAACCUGCAGGAGCUGACCCUCGUCCUGGCGCUGAAGGACUCCGGCAGCCUCACCAUCACGCAGGACAUCACCCUCCACAGCCCCUCCUUUGUUGGCGGUCUGCAGCUGCUGAGCGGAGGCGUGGUGGUGGAUGGCAUCGACCUGGAGGAUAUCGUGCUAGCGGAUACGGAUGCGGUGAUAACGGGCACCAAGACCUUCACCUCCGUGCGUGUGGAGUCCAGCGUGUCGGUGGGGCACGUGGCGGUGGCUCAGGGCGGCCAAGUGGACGGCGUGGUGCUGGAGGACCUCUUCUUCGGGAACUCUCUUCGGAAGACUGGAACGUCAACACAGCACCUGGUGGGGAGGUCCCUGGCCGUGGUGGUGGCUUCCUCGGUCACUGGGACAGGUCUGGGCGCCUUCGAGAGGACAGUUGUUUACAAGGACUCAGCCUCCGAACGUCUGGCUGGCUCGCUGGUGUUCACGGGGCCUGUCACCAUCCAGGACCUGAGCUUUGGAGGCAGCUUCGACGGGGUAUCAGCCGACGAGUACAAAUCCGGGUGGCUCCUGGCGACGGGUGACCAGGUCCUGACAGGCUCGAACAUCAUCCAGAACCUUGAUGUGCAGGAGCUGGUCUUCACGGGGCGUAUGCUGCAGGGCGUGGACUUUGAGCGGCUCGUCAAGAACACGGCGAAGAUUGAUGAGACCACAGCGCUGCACAGUGUGGCUUUCAAUCAGCUGGUGGCCAAUGGUGAGGUGUUUGUGAACGGCACUGUACAGGGCAUCAAACUGAGCCAGGAAGCAAUCACCUUGUCAUCUUCCUCUGUCACGAUCACCGGCAGAAAAGUGUUCCAGGCGGGCGUCCACUACAGAGGUCAAUUCUCCAUCGCACAGCACAUCAUAGUCACCUCUGGCCCCGAUGACACGCGACCGCUGGCCAUCGACAUUGAGGAAUUCUGCACCGCCAUCAUGACAGUGCCCUCCGCCGCCACCCGCAUCAGGAAGUGGAUCAUUAAGGGAGAUGCGAGGUUUGAGAAGAACGUGACGGUGGUUCAGACCUUCAACGGGGAGCUCGUGUCCGCCAUCACCAGCACCUUCUGGUUCACCGACGUGCCCACCACCAUCUCCGCCGUGGCCUUCAUCUCCUCCCUGGUGGCCGGCGGGAGCUUCAGUGUGGACGUCAGGGGCAAGACAAACGGCCAGAGCCUGGAGGAGGUGUGGAAGCAGAUACUGAAGCGGCGAUGUGAGGCACAGACGGUGGGCGGCCAGCUGACGGUGCACCAGAUGACCCUCGACCGCCUGUCCACACCCCGGCUCACCAACCCCAAUGACGACUUGCGUGUGGGCGACUUCCUCAACAUUCUGCUGCAGGAUGGGGACCAGGUCAUCAGUGGGGUCCUGAAUUUCACCAGUGUGGAGGCCCAGGAUAUCGGACUUGAGGGUACGCUGAACGGUCUCCGCAUGCACUCCGACUUCGUGCUGUACGGGCGCCAGAACGUGAUCACCGCCCGGAAGACCUUCGCUCACCUCACCAUCCUCGGCAACCUGUCAAUGGUGGAGGGUGGUACUGUGCAAGGCGUGGAUGUGUCUGAGCUGGGCCGCCUGGUGGUGAAGAAGGCCGACGAGGGGCAGGUUGUCUUCGUUCCCGGAGUCACUGUUCUCCGCAGCCUCGUCUACACCGGCUCACACUUCCAAGUUAAUGGCAGAGUGGACGGUGUGUUCCUGCGGCCAGACACGGUGCUGCUGCGUUCAGGGGAGCAGGUGAUGACUGGCAUGCUGGAGGUGGUGCCGCCCAGCCCUGGAGCCGUGGGCGUGGAGGCGGGUGCAGUGUGGGUGCUGGACAAUAAAUUCAAUGACGUGGACCUUGAUAGACUCGUGAACAGGACGGUACGCACAGACAGGCAGGUAACCAUCCACCACUCCGUAAGCUUCAGUGCAACCUGUCGCUUCACCUCCAUUGCCAUCUCGUCGCAGCUGAUAAACGGCAUCCACAUCCAGGAGCUUGCCAACCUCAUCAAUGCAGACUACCUCAUAAGGCUGGGUGACCACCUGGGGGCUGCUCUCCAUGCCGCAAGAAGCACACGGGAGGUUCUGGCAGUGAAAGGUGCCUCCAUCUGGUAUUACGAGGAGCUUGCGUUCGACACAGUGGCCAAGCUCAUACCAGUGACGCUGGGCAACACCAAGCUUGAAGUGGGUGUUUACGAUGCGCUGGUGGGUCUGGACAUGGCGAACAAUGCCGUGCUGACCUACGGAAUUGGUGUGCCCUUCCCCAAGAUAUACCCUGCCGUGACUGUCCUGGAGCCCAUCGCCGUGGCUGGGCUUGGCAGUGGCUUGCUGGCGACAUGCGGCAGGCAACCCAUGGAGGCUGUACCCGCAGGAACGCAACCCUUGCCAAAAUUCACAACGACCCGGCUGGAGAGUGGCACAGGCACAGGCUACGGACACAUCUAUGCGCUGGGCUCUGGCGGUCGGCUCUUGGCUGCCUUCGAGACCAGGGAGUGCCGGGACCUGGUGAGCUUCCAACUGCCUGACGGACGCGUGUGUGUGGCGGUGGUUAACUACCGCGCUGCUACCACUGUUCUCUGCGGUACAGCCUCAACCGGCUUCCACCUCCUUGACCGCCUCGACGCAACACGGGCAAUUAAGGGUGUGUGGGUGACCUUCGCCGGCACAGAGGUGUUGAUGGUGGCCCAGGAACCCAGCCACACAGAGGCCGGCAUCCUGGACAUAUACGGCUACAAUGCUGCGCUCCAAAAGAUGACUCUGAUUAUGAAGACUUCUGAGCCUGUGUCCUCUCACGUGACUGCAAUGGUGGCUGGCGGCAAGGUGGUGGUGGCAAUGACUGGCAAGCGCACGGCCCUGUGUGACACCUUCGUGGAGGUGUUCAUGUCCAACACCAGCUUCGUGGGACAGGACGUGCAGCGUCUGGAGGUGCCCGAUGCCGUCCACAGCCACCUGAUCCAGCUUCUGACGGGUGAGGUCGUGCUGAUGGUGCAGACCCGACACAGCCUCUACCACUACCACCUACGCGGGACCAAGUUCGUCUACGUCAGGGAGGUGAAGACUUCCUCCUCUCUAUGCCCAUGGUCGUUCCCCUUCAUCGCCGGCGACCCCAAGACCCUCCUCAUCGCGCACUCCGGCAUGGGGGCUUACCAGGACGACUACAAGGGCGCCCAGCUGCUUCCCGUACCAACCACAAUCUACCGGGCUGUCUACCGAGGGCCGUCAUUCAUGCAACUCUACAGGGGCUCAUCGCACUCGCACGCCGCUCUCCACGGCACUCACCAAUCCUACACGCCCUCUCCCCCACUGCACUACCACAGAUAAGGAGGUUAGAUUAGGGUAUAUUAAUGUUUGUGGUUUGCGUUGAUUUUCGUCCUUGCUCGGGUUAACUUUUUCUUCUGUGGUUAGGUUAGUGUUUGUCUCUGGUUAGGUGAAUUUGUGCCUGUAGAGAGAUGGAAUAAUUAGUUUUAAAGAUUUGUGUAUGUGUGUAGAUUAAUUUAAAUGUGCAUGGAGACACUAUAUAGUAAGUUUGUAUGUGCAAUAGGUUAAUUUAAACAUCCAUAGAGACAUAGUAACAGUUGCUAGAGUGUCCUAACAUAUUGAGUGAAAACCUACACCCCAUUUCUAGUCUCCAUAUAAAAGUUAGUCUGUGCAAAGACGAAAAUUAGCGUCAUUCCAAUUAAAUUUUCUGUCAGUCUUCUUUGCCAAACUUGUAAAUAUCGCCCGCUGUUAAGACUGUAAAUAACUUGUCUUGUUGAGCUGUUUUGUACAUUAUUUUGUCUAUUGUCUAUUUUGUACCUUUAUUGUUUCCAGAGUGUAGCGAAGUGGACCUUGUGGUGAAUUAAAAGUCUAUAUUUA